Molecule: messenger RNA, 414 nt
Organism: Rotaria socialis
Lineage: Eukaryota; Metazoa; Rotifera; Eurotatoria; Philodinida; Philodinidae
Source: the annotation of a GenBank genome assembly
AUGACUAAAUUAAAAGAAUAUUGUCUUAAAGCGACGAAACUUGGUUCUAUAAAUAUAGGAUACGCUGCUCGUAUUAAAAUCGAUCAACUUCAUAGUAUUAUUUAUCCAAUAGAUACAAAAUUAUUCAAUGAAACAGAACGGACUAGAGUUCAAGUACUUGUGCUUGGAGCAAAAGCACCACGUAAAGGUUUUGUUAUUCAACAAUAUUUUGAGACGCUUAUUGGUGAUGAAAAACUAGAAGGAAAAAGACGAUACGCUGAAAAUAUGGUCAAUGAAAAACUAGCAAUGAAUGUCCUUGGAUCAUGGAUACUUGAUGCUCAUGCAGUACAAGUAUUUUUCGAUGAUCCAACACAUUUAUAUCAAGACCUCCUAUGUGAUGACGCUAGUACAUAUGUGAAACAAUUAUUUAAAUAA